Rotaria sp. Silwood1 is the source of this 720-nucleotide messenger RNA. NCBI's taxonomy places the organism in Eukaryota, Metazoa, Rotifera, Eurotatoria, Philodinida, Philodinidae. The record is from the annotation of a GenBank genome assembly.
AUGGCAACUAGAGAUGAUAUGGUUGAAUUUACAAUUAAAAGUAAUGUAGUAACAAGUGAAGCUAUACGACGUUUUAAACGAUCAAUACAUAUAGGAGAAUUAAAAAAUCAAUUGGAAUUAAUUACAGGUGCACAAAGUCAAUCAAUGAAAAUUCAUGUUCAUGAUGAACGUGGUACAAAAUUAUUUGAUCUUGAUGAUGAUACACGUACAUUAGGUUCAUAUAAUGUUCAAUCAAAAAUGGUCUUACAAGUUGAAGAAACAAAUUUAAAACAAACACAUAUGUUCGAUGAAACAGGAGAUGUACCUAAAUAUGAAUUAACGAGUGAAGAAUAUGCAUCUCGAAAGAAUACAGCUAGACAAUUUUUGCAAGAACAUAAAAUAGGAAAAUAUAAUCCAACAGCACAAGAAGAACAUGCUAAAAAAGAACAAGAAAAAGAAAAACACGAACAAGAAUUAGCAAAUAAAAUUAAUGUUAAUGAUCGAUGUGAAGUUACUGUUCCAACACAACCAACGAAACGAGGAACUGUUAUGUUCAAAGGUGAAGUACAUUUUAAACCAGGCGUAUGGGUUGGUAUCCGUUAUGAUGAACCAUUAGGCAAAAAUAAUGGCUCUGUUGAAGGAAAGAAAUAUUUUGAAUGUCCUGAUAAAUAUGGAGCAUUCGUUCGGCCAAGUGCAGUUACCGUUGGCGAUUUUCCUGAAAUUGAUUUAGAAGAAUUAUAA